Eleginops maclovinus (Patagonian blennie) is the source of this 7172-nucleotide messenger RNA. RefSeq names its product myosin-7B-like. NCBI's taxonomy places the organism in Eukaryota, Metazoa, Chordata, Actinopteri, Perciformes, Eleginopidae. Gene Ontology annotation, cellular component: myosin II complex; myosin filament; cytoplasm. The record is from RefSeq and is a predicted model, not a curated record. Gene Ontology annotation, molecular function: microfilament motor activity; actin filament binding; ATP binding.
CUUUUAUGACCGUGCAACAAGACCGGCCCGACCAAUCAGCAGCAGCGGAGGAGGUCACGUGUCGGGUCGACCUUCACAGGGAGGUGAUAAAGUGAGGUGAUGCUCAAUGGACAAACUUAUUCUGUCCUCCUGCACAUCCUCUCAAACUACGCUGCAGCAACAACUAAAGCCACCGAAAGAGCUUCAGACAAGACCAGAGUGACCCGGCACAAUGUCUCGGUUCCUGGAUUUGGCGGAGUUUGGAGAAGCUGCUCUCUACAUUCGUCUCACCAACCUAGAGCAUCUGGCUGCUAAAGCUCAGGCUUUCGAUGGUACGAAGCGUAGUUGGUUGCCUGAUGAUGUGGAAGCGUACGUCGAGGUGGAGGUUAAAGAGCUGAAUGGAGACAAAACCACCGUGGAGACAAAGGACGGACGGUUUCUGGUGGUGAAAGAAGACGACCUUCAGCCUAUGAACCCUCCGAAGUUUGACAUGAUGGAGGACAUGGCCAUGUUGACUCACCUGAACGAGGCGUCCGUCCUCUUCAACAUGAGGAGGAGAUACAGCAUGUGGAUGGUCUACACGUACUCCGGCCUGUUCUGCGUGGCGGUCAAUCCGUACAAAUGGCUGCCAGUGUACUCCACUCAGGUGAUAGCAGCUUAUAAAGGGAGGCGUCGCCUGGAGACACCGCCACACAUCUACGCCGUCGCUGACAACGCCUACACUGACCUGCUGAAGAAUCGAGAGAACCAGUCGAUGUUGAUCACAGGUGAAUCAGGUGCAGGGAAAACCGUCAACACCAAGAGAGUCAUUCAGUACUUCGCCAUAGUUGGCUCUGGGAGAAAAUCUGAAAAAAGGGGGUCUUUAGAGGACCAGAUCAUUGAAGCUAAUCCCGCCAUGGAGUCGUUCGGUAACGCCAAAACCAUCCGCAACGACAAUUCCUCUCGCUUUGGAAAGUUCAUCAGAAUUCAUUUUGGACCGACAGGAAGGCUGGCGUCUGCUGACAUCAACAUCUAUCUUCUAGAAAAGUCCAGAGUUGUGGUCCAGCAGCCGGAAGAGAGAAGCUACCACAUCUACUACCAGAUCCUGUCCAAUCAGAAACCAGAACUACAGGACAUGCUGUUGGUGACCACGAACGCCCACGACUACCACUUCUGCUCCCAGGGCGUGACCACAGUGGAAGGCAUUGACGAUGGAGAGGAGCUGAAGCUCACUGAUCACGCCAUGGACACGCUGGGCUUCACUCCCGAGGAGAAGUACGGCUGCUAUAAGAUCGUUGGAGCCAUCAUGCACUUUGGAAACAUGAAGUUCAAGAAGAGGCAGCGGGAGGAGCAGGCCGAGGCCGACGGCACAGAGAGUGUGGAUAAAGCCGCCUAUCUGAUGGGUAUCAGUUCUGCGGAGCUGCUGAAAGGUCUGCUGAACCCCCGCGUCAAAGUCGGAAACGAGUACAUCGUUAAAGGACAGACUGUAGAACAGGUCUACUAUGCAGUGGCAGCCCUGGCCAAAGCCGUGUACGACCGAAUGUUUAAGUGGUUGGUGGGUCGCAUCAACAUGUCCUUGUACACCGCUCUGCCUCGCCAGUACUUCAUCGGAGUACUCGACAUCGCCGGCUUUGAGAUCUUUGAGUUCAAUAACUUUGAGCAGCUGUGCAUCAACUACACCAACGAGAAGCUGCAGCAGUAUUUCAACCACCACAUGUUCAUCAUGGAGCAGGAGGAGUACAAGAGGGAGGGCAUCGAGUGGACCUUCAUAGACUUCGGGUUGGACUUACAGGCCUGCAUUGACCUCAUAGAACGGCCCAUGGGUAUUCUGUCCAUCUUGGAGGAGGAGUGUAUGUUCCCCAAGGCCACGGACAACAGCUUCAAAACCAAACUGUACGACAACCAUCACGGGAAGUCGCCCAACUUCCUGCGUCCACGGCCGGACAAGAAGAGGAAAUAUGAGUGUCACUUUGAGGUUGUUCACUAUGCUGGAGUGGUGCCAUAUAAUAUCACAGGAUGGCUGGAUAAGAACAGAGAUCCUCUGAAUGAGACGGUGGUAGCUCUGUUCCAGAAGUCCUCCCACAAACUAAUGGCUGGACUGUUUGGGGACUACAUCAGCUCUGAUAUGGCUGGAGAAACAAAUGCUGAAGGCAAACACAAGAAGAGGAGGGCUGCUUCCUUCCAGACAGUUUCACAGCUAAACAAGGAGAAUCUAAAGAAGCUGAUGGCCAACCUCCGCAGCACUCAGCCUCACUUUGUGCGCUGCAUCAUCCCCAACAACUCCAAGAGUCCAGGUUUGAUGGAUCCCUUCCUGGUCCUCCACCAGCUGAGGUGUAACGGAGUCCUCGAGGGGAUCAGGAUCUGCAGGAAGGGCUUCCCAAACCGCAUCCUGUAUGCUGAGUUCAAACAACGUUACCGCAUCCUCAAUCCUAAUGCAAUUCCCGAGGACUCGUUUGUGGACAGCAGGAAGGCUGUAGAGAAACUGCUUGGCUCUCUAGACAUCGACCACAGCCAGUACAAGUUCGGACACACUAAGGUGUUUUUCAAGGCGGGUCUGUUGGGUCUUUUGGAGGACAUGAGGGACAUCCGUCUGUCUCAGAUCCUCACAAUUGUUCAGGCCAUGGCCAGAGGGAAGCUGAUGAGGAUGGCCCGCCAAAAGAUGCUGAUUGAAAGGGAUGCUGUAAUGGUGAUCCAGUUCAACCUCAGAGCCUUCUUCUCUGUGAGGACUUGGCCUUGGAUGAGGUUGUUCUACAAGCUGCGUCCGAUGCUCAGGAGCGCCCAGGUGGAGAAAGAACUGGCUGACCUUAAAGAGGCGUACAACAAGUUAAAGGAUGCCUUUGACAGGUCAGAGAUAAAGCGUGCGGAGGCGGAGGAGCGUCAGGUGAUUUUGGUUCUGGAGAAAGACGACCUGUCUCUGCAGCUCCAAGCUGAGCAGGACAACCUGUCGGAUGCAGAAGACCGCUGCAACCAGCUGAUCCAGUCCAAAAUCUCUCUGGAGUCGAAGCUGAAGGAAGCGCAGGAACGUCUGGAGGAUGAGGAGGAGCUGACGGCCACGCUGACGUCCAAGAAACGUCAGCUGGAGGAGGAGGUGAUCUCCCUGAAGAAAGACGUGGAUGACCUGGAGAUGACUCUGGCUAAAGUGGAGAAAGAGAGACAUGGAUUGGAGAACAAGGUGAAGAACCUUUCCCAUGAGAUGUGUGUUCUGGAUGAAUCCAUAGCAUCUCUGACCAGAGAGAAAGUCGCCCUGCAGGAAGCUCACCAGCAGGCUCUGACCGACCUUCAGGCCCAGGAGGACAAGGUCAACAUGCUGGCCAAGGCCAAAGCUCGGCUGGAACAACAAGUGGACAAUGUAGAAAGUUCCUUGGAGCUGGAGAAGAAGGUGCGGAUAGAUCUGGAACGAUCCAAACGGAAGCUGGAGGGGGAUCUGAAGCUGUCUAUUGACUCAGUGAAGGAAAUGGAGAAUCAGAGGGAAGACAUGGAGGAGAAACUGAAAAAAAAAGACUUUGAAACUGGUCAGAUUCAAUCCAAACUGGAGGACGAACAGAGUUUGGGUGCUUCCCUGCAGAAGAGGAUCAAAGAGCUGCAGACUCGUAUCGAGGAGCUGGAGGAGGCGCUGGAUGCAGAGCGGGUGUGGCGCACCAAAGCUGAACGUCAGAGGAACGACAUCUCGAGAGAGCUGGAGGAACUGGGAGAGAGACUGGAGGAGGCAGGAGGAGCCUCUGCUGCUCAGAUCGCUCUCAACAGGAAGAGGGAGGCAGACUUCCUGAAGAUGCGGCGGGAGCUGGAGGAGGCAGGGCUUCACCACGAGGUGACGGCCGCCACUCUCAGGAAGAAGCACUCGGACAUGGUGACGGAGCUCAGCGAACAGAUCGACAAUCUGCAGAGAACCAAACAGAAACUGGAGAAGGAGAAGAUCGAGUACAGGCUGGAGGCCGACGACCUGGCUGCUAAUGUGGAGCAGCUGUCCAGGAACAAGACUACCGCAGAGAAGAUGUGCAAGGUUUAUGAAGACCAGCUGAACGAAAGCAGGAGCCGGGCAGAGGAGCUGCAGAGACAACUGACUGAAGUCUCUGCCCAGAAAGCCAGAGCCGUUACAGAGACUGCCGAGUACAGCCGUCGUCUGGAAGAACGGGAAGCUAUGAUAAGUCAGCUCCAGCGCUCCAAGACGGGGGCUUGCCAAAACGCUGAAGACCUGAAGAGGCAGCUGGAGGAGGAGAGCAAAGCCCGUGUCUCGCUGGCCCAUGCGGUGCAGUCGUCCCGCCACGACAGCAGCCUCCUCAGGGAGCAGCUGGAGGAAGAGCAAGAGGCGAGGGCUGAGCUGCAGAGGGAGCUGUCCAAAGCCAACGGGCAGGUGGUUCAGUGGAGAGCCAAGUACGAGACGGACGCUGUGAUGAGAAUAGAAGAGCUGGAGGACGCUAAGAAGAAGUUGGUCGUCAAACUGCAGAACACGGAGGAAGCUGUGGAGUCGUCUCAUGCCAAAUGUUCCUCUCUGGAGAAAACCAAGUGUUGUCUGCAGACUGAGAUCGAAGACCUGGUGGUUGAACUGGAACGAACCAACUCUGCUGCUCUGGCUCUGGACAAAAAGCAACGCAACUUCGACAAGUUGUUGGGUGACUGGAAGCUGAAGUUUGAUGAGAGUCAGACGGACCUGGAGGCGUCGCAGAAAGAGUCACGCAGUCUGAGCACCGAGCUCUUCAAACUGAAGAACUGCUAUGAAGAAGCUCUGGACCAUCUGGACACGAUCAAACGAGAAAACAAGAACCUGCAAGAGGAGAUUUUCGACCUGACGGAGCAGAUCACUCAGGGAGGGAAGACCAUCUAUGAGCUGGAGAGGAUGAAGAAGAUCAUGGAUGUGGAGAAGAGUGACAUCAAAACAGCUCUGGAGGAAGCAGAGGGUACUCUGGAGCACGAGGAGAGUAAGACACUGAGAUUCCAGAUGGAGCUGCAGCAGAUAAGGAGCGACAUCGAGCGCAAGAUUGCAGAAAAAGAUGAAGAGAUUGACAACCUCAGGCGGGGUCACCAGCGCGCCCUGGAGACCAUGCAGGCCAGUUAUGAGUCGGAGGUUCGCAAUCGCAGCGAGGCGGUCCGUCUGAGGAAGAAGAUGGAGUCUGACAUGAACGAGAUGGAGGUUCAGCUGGGACACGCCAACAGGCAGGCGGCUGAGAGCCAGAGGAUCAUCAGACACCUGCAGACACAGGUGAAAGAGCACCAGGUGGAUCUGGAGGAUAAGAUCCAGUUGACCAAUCAGCUGAAGGAACAGAUUGUCCUGCUGGAGCGCCGUUGUUCACUGUUGACGUCCGAGGAGCAGGAGCUGCGCGAGAUCCUGGAGCAAACCGACCGUGGCCGCAAGAUGGCCGAACACGAGCUGGUGGAGCUCACUGAGAGAAUCAACCUGCUCUCUACACAGAACACCGGUCUGAUGAACCACAAGAGGAAGCUGGAGACCGAUCUGACUCUGCUGACGGAAGAAGUGGACGAGGCCAUGCAGGAGAGUCGUAGUGCCGAGGACAAGGCCAAGAAGGCCAUCACUGAUGCAGCGCUGAUGGCGGAGGAGCUGAAGAAGGAGCAGGACAGCAGCAAUAUGAUUGAGAGAAUCAAGAGGAACAUGGUCUCCACUGUGAAAGAGCUGCAGGUCAAACUGGAUGAGACGGAGCAGAUGGCGCUGAAGGGAGGGAAGAAACAGCUUCAUAAACUGGAGACAAGAGUGAGGGAUCUGCAGACGGAGCUGCUGAUGGAGCAAAAGAAGAGCGAGGAGUAUCAGAAAGGAGUCCGUCGCUUCGAGAAGAGAGUCAAAGAGCUCACGUACCAGUCGGAGGAGGACAGGAAGACUCUGCUGAGGAUGCAGGAGCUCAUCGAUAAGCUUCAGACCAAAGUCAAGAGCUACAAGAGACAAGCAGAGAACGCCGAGGAGCAGGUGGGCUGCAGCACGAUGCGCUUCAGGAAAGUCCAACACGAGCUGGACGACGCCGAGGAGAGAGCCGACAUCGCCGAGACGACCGUCAACAAGCUGCGGAUUCGAACCCGAGAACAGACGAGCAAAGUGGCCAUGAUCGUUGAGUGAAGCUCUUCAAACGCCGUCAGUGUGUUCCUGGUGUUUGUGUGACGUUUGCUUGCUGUGUUUUUAAUCUGAUGCGUCUGAGCUGUAUGGAUAACGAUGGGAUGGCACUGGAUCUUCCAUGUUCCUAUAUUUCUCCACAGUAAAGCAUUGAUGAAACAGGUUCAAACCGGAAGUGUUGAGGGCAGUGAGUAUGUAUAAGAGCAGGUAUCAUUUGUAGGCUGCUUUUUAGUGAUUGCAUUAAGUUAAACGUUUUUUUUAAGACCUAUUUUGCAUUAAAAAUAACAUUUAUAAAUAUAAAUCUACAUUUUAAAUGAAAUAAUGUAGGUUAUUUAUACACAAAUCAGCAUGUACACACACAUUGUACCAGUCACCCUCAUCUCAACCUCAGGAAAAACAUGGCGCCAGUAAGUGGGCAAAAAAUAUGGACAGAAAUAUACAAAACAUGACAAAGUUAAUAUGGAUUUAAAGACAGGGAAAAGAGAAACAGAGAAAUGGUCGAUAUGUUGACAGAAGGAGCUGUAUGUCAUGUAUGUUAAUACUAUAUAUAACCAUUACAGAAGAUAACGUCUCACUGGAAAAUAUGACGUACUUCCUGCUUCUUUUAUUCUACAUUUUGUGUGAUUUUUUUCCAGGUAGUUGCAGAUAUGUGCAUGUUUUUGGGGGUGAGGAAGUUGACGACAGAAUAUAAUAUAGAGUAUGAGACUAGAGUCGAUCAGUUGUUUAUUUAUGGUACAAAAAGUCCAUUAUAUUAAACCUCCUUUACGUUGUGUUUUUAAUUGACAUUAAACUAAAGGACUGUAAUAUUUUAGGCGCUGAACACACAAUAAUAAUAAUUAUCACCUACAACUAUUACUGUGUGAUUGAGUCCUUCUGACACACACCUAUAAUCAGCUGUUUCCAAAAACAAACACACACACACCUCCAAUAGGAUAAUCACAUCACCCUGUGCUAACAUAUUAGCCGCAACUACUUUGCUAAUGCUAACAGAGCUGUCGGGUUUUCUGCCCCCUAGUGGUCAACGUUGCUCAAUGUUUUUGAAUAAAUCCCAUCAGCCAUUUAAGAUGUAUUUAUGUGUGGGGUUUCACUGUAGUCUGUAUGUUUCUGAAGGAGAUCUUCAGUGUAGUAGGACAUAAAAUAAAUACCUGUUGGUGUUUGA